GUGAGCACCGUCGGCCACUGGCACAAUCUAAUCCAGCUAGAUCCGCAGCCGAGCAGAGGGGAUUUACUUUAUUCCAGCUUUCCUUUCAGCCGUCCUUUAUUUUAUUGAACUAAAACAAUGGCGGACACGCAGGUGGACUCUGGCUCGGAUAUCUCUGCCAAGGACCUGAAGGAGAAGAAGUUGGCAGAGGAGAAGGAGAACGGCAAGGAUGCUGCCACCAACGGGAAGGAGAACGAGGAGAACGGCGAGCCCGAGGUAGACGAGGAGGAGGUGGAUGAGGAGGAAGAGGAAGAAGAGGAGGACGACGGAGAAGGAGAUGAGGAGGACGAGGAAGAUGAUGAAGAUGAGAUCGAGGGCGGCACAAAACGGGCAGCUGAGGACGACGACGAAGACGACGAGGACGAUGUCGAAACCAAGAAGCAGAAAACCGACGAUUGAUGCGUUUCCGCGCGGCGCCGACCUGCUGAACCACUUCCUGGUUCUUCACCUCUGACCUCUCUGACACGUCACAGGUGGAGGGGCGGGAGGACUGAUCUAAAGGAAAAAAUAAUAAAAAAACCCAACAUGGUCAUUAGCAAGUAGAGUUCAACAAGCAUCACCACGUCCACCCCCCCCCAUCUCCCUGACCUCUGACCUCCAGGCUGCAAGACAAAUUUUCUAGAGGACCCGCCGCAGAAAUCUGGCUUCUCUUCAGCAACAACAACCCAGCGAAGAAUUUGUUUGUAUUUUUAUUUACAUUUUAUAUUUUUGUACAUAUUGUUAGGAGGGGGGGCAGCUUCUCUCUCGGCAGCGAUCUCGUCAGACCAAAUCGGUGCUUCUUCUGAAACAAAAAGAUUUUACUUGGUUGACCAUGUUACAAUAUCUCAGAACCUAGAAAACCUGUAAAAAAAAGCUAAAAAAAGAAUAAAAGCUGAAAGGCAACCUGUUAACGCCGCUGAACUCAGAGCAUUCCAGUAAAUUUAAUGUAUGUACUUUAGCUGUACCAUAACUAGUUUGUUUGUAUGGGAGGGUAAGGCCAAAGAGAAGAGCCUCUGUUUCCUUUGUUCUUUUUUUUCUUUGUCAGCGACAUUUUGUUUUAUGACGGCCUGUUUUGAUGUAUGUGCGAAGUUUGUUGUUUUGACAAUAAACCGGACUUUUAUUUUGUGAGUUGUACUUCACAUCUCUGCCUGGUUUCAUUUCCUCUUCCUGGCGGCGGGAAAACCCGCUCAAGGUGAAUCAGGAAGUCGCUCCGGAAAUGUUGAUUUACGACAUGCAUGACCUACAAAACGCAGAUUUCUAGAUUUAUCUGAGAAAAACGUCUAAUCUGGAUGAGCUUUUUUAUGAAAAUCAAAACUGUUGAAAAUUAAACCUGUUUUUGCCUCCAAAA
This is a messenger RNA of Poeciliopsis prolifica (blackstripe livebearer), 1366 nucleotides long. Its product is annotated as prothymosin alpha-B-like. The coding region runs from base 118 to 438 and encodes 106 amino acids. Gene Ontology annotation, biological process: negative regulation of apoptotic process; positive regulation of transcription by RNA polymerase II. NCBI's taxonomy places the organism in Eukaryota, Metazoa, Chordata, Actinopteri, Cyprinodontiformes, Poeciliidae. The transcript is spliced from 5 exons. The record is from RefSeq and is a predicted model, not a curated record. Gene Ontology annotation, cellular component: nucleus. Gene Ontology annotation, molecular function: histone binding.